Molecule: messenger RNA, 1854 nt
Organism: Puma concolor (puma)
Lineage: Eukaryota; Metazoa; Chordata; Mammalia; Carnivora; Felidae
Gene: KLHL3
Product: kelch like family member 3
Biological process (GO): renal sodium ion absorption; protein K48-linked ubiquitination; monoatomic ion homeostasis
Cellular component (GO): cytosol
Molecular function (GO): protein binding
Source: RefSeq, a predicted model, not a curated record
UGUUGGUUGGCUGGGAGAACCGAGAACAGAGCUACGAUCUCCGGGUGCAUGCACAGUUCAGCGGCUACCACCCCGGCUGGGCCUCGCACAAUGGAGGGUGAAAGCAUCAAGCCGAGCUCUCAGCCCCCGGUUCAGGCUGGGGAUGAUGAGAAGAACCAGAGGAUCAUCACUGUCAACUCUGCCCACAUGGGGAAGGCGUUCAAGGUGAUGAAUGAACUGCGGAGUAAACAGCUGUUGUGUGACGUGAUGAUUGUGGCAGAAGAUGUCGAGAUAGAAGCCCACCGUGUGGUCCUGGCAGCCUGCAGCCCCUACUUCUGUGCAAUGUUCACAGGUGACAUGUCUGAGAGUAAAGCCAAGAAGAUAGAAAUCAAGGACGUGGAUGGGAGGACGCUGAAUAAGCUGAUUGACUACAUCUAUACGGCAGAAAUCGAGGUGACUGAAGAGAACGUCCAGGUGCUGCUCCCAGCAGCCAGCUUGCUGCAGCUCAUGGAUGUUCGGCAGAACUGCUGUGACUUCCUGCAGUCUCAGUUGCAUCCCACCAAUUGCUUGGGUAUCCGCGCAUUUGCCGAUGUGCACACCUGCACUGACCUUUUGCAGCAGGCCAACGCAUAUGCAGAGCAGCACUUUCCAGAGGUGAUGCUGGGGGAAGAAUUUCUUAGCCUCAGUCUGGACCAGGUGUGCAGCUUGAUAUCCAGUGACAAGCUGACCGUUUCUUCAGAGGAGAAGGUAUUUGAAGCAGUGAUUUCGUGGAUCAAUUAUGAGAAGGAAACCCGUUUAGAGCACAUGGCAAAACUGAUGGAACAUGUCCGUCUCCCUCUCUUACCUAGGGAUUACCUGGUCCAGACGGUUGAAGAAGAAGCUUUGAUAAAGAAUAACAACACCUGUAAGGACUUCCUCAUCGAGGCCAUGAAAUACCACCUGCUUCCUCUGGAUCAGAGGCUCUUGAUUAAGAACCCAAGGACCAAGCCCAGGACUCCAGUCAGCCUGCCCAAGGUCAUGAUUGUGGUUGGUGGCCAGGCACCCAAGGCGAUCCGCAGUGUGGAAUGCUACGAUUUUGAAGAGGACCGGUGGGACCAGAUAGCUGAGCUUCCCUCCAGGAGAUGCAGAGCAGGUGUGGUGUUCAUGGCUGGUCAUGUGUAUGCUGUGGGUGGAUUUAACGGCUCACUGCGCGUGCGGACAGUGGAUGUGUAUGAUGGUGUGAAGGACCAGUGGACGUCCAUCGCCAGCAUGCAGGAGCGCCGGAGCACUCUGGGUGCAGCCGUGCUCAAUGACCUGCUCUACGCCGUGGGGGGCUUUGAUGGAAGCACUGGCCUAGCAUCGGUGGAAGCCUAUAGCUACAAGACCAACGAGUGGUUCUUCGUGGCCCCAAUGAACACACGGCGGAGCAGCGUGGGUGUGGGUGUCGUGGAGGGGAAGCUGUAUGCUGUCGGGGGUUAUGAUGGGGCUUCCCGCCAGUGCCUGAGUACCGUGGAGCAGUACAACCCAGCAACCAAUGAAUGGACCUAUGUGGCAGACAUGAGCACCCGCCGCAGUGGCGCAGGGGUCGGGGUCCUCAGUGGACAGCUGUAUGCCACAGGCGGGCAUGACGGGCCCCUGGUGAGGAAAAGUGUUGAAGUUUACGAUCCUGGAACAAACACCUGGAAGCAGGUGGCGGACAUGAACAUGUGCAGGCGCAACGCAGGGGUGUGUGCAGUGAAUGGGCUCCUGUAUGUGGUUGGAGGGGAUGAUGGAUCCUGCAAUUUGGCUUCGGUGGAGUACUACAACCCUGUCACCGACAAAUGGACGCUGCUGCCAACCAACAUGAGCACGGGGCGGAGCUACGCAGGUGUUGCUGUGAUUCACAAACCCUUGUGA